AGAGCGCUGAGUAGCGAGCUGUGACCUCCAGCACAGCGGGGAGCUGCACCUGAACAGCGAGCUAUAGCGGAGAGCACCACCCGGCAGCAACAGGUAAUUCAAUUGAGAAAAUCAAAUGCACCUGCCUUACUCCAGCAGUUCUCCGCACUACAUGCUCUCUGCAGUUGUUAGAAGUGGUGCUGGCCACCCAGCUGAGUGCAGUGUCAUAAAUAUCAGCGAGGAUCGGACCCGGCGCUACCCCAACAGGCCCGCCGCAGCGUCCCGUUCCAUCUGUCCCUGCAUGUCGCCAGUCUGGCUGGCGUGGGCGCUUCAGAAGAGUGCCGUCACCGGCGUCCUCAGACCAGCCGAGCGACAAGUUUGUGAUCUGCAUAUACAGCACGACAGGCCAGUCCGCCGCCAGUUGCAGCGAGAGUGAUUCGAAACCAUCUCUGCAUAGGGAAUCAGAAUCAACAAGCCACUAUACAUGGUAUUAUUGUUAUGUUUAUUUACAUAUAGUUACCGACAACAUACAUAGAUUCAAAACUAAAAAUGCAAAUGUGGCGUUGCAAUGCCAUGCCCAUUUCAAAAGUGAUGCAUUAUCGCACUCCGCCGAUUGUUUGUUUGUCCAAAGAGAGACCUCAGUCCGACAGUAACCCGUUUGGUGAGAAGCUAUUUUACAUGGCACUACCUUCGGCUUCAGAGCCAAAGCCGCGUACACGGGGAUAUAGUCAGGUAAACGGGAUCAGCGGCUGAUACCAAAGGAUCUGUUGCCACGAAUCUGGUCUAAACAUGACAUGCUGAAGGGAAAAUUGUCUAAAUGUCACACUAAGCUUUGCUCCUUUUACUUCAUGGCUGUUCGGUGUCGAAGGGGAUAUUCACGUUCCAUUCACCGAUUGCAUGUUUUAUUGCUCCGUCACUCACAAAAGGCUUUCCCUCACACACGACUCUCCCUGUCCCAAGCGCAGGCAGGAACUUCAUAAAUCACAUGGUUUACCUGACACGCUGCCUCGAUUUGAAAACCCGGGACCCGGCUCUACCGUCCGUAGUCCCAUAGGCCGCACUCCACAUUCAAACUCCCCUCCUACUCUCUCUCUCUCUCUCUCUCUCUCUCUCUCUCUCUCUCUCUCUCUCUCUCUCUCUCUCUCUCUCUCUCUCUCUCUCUCUCGCUCCGCUCCGCUCAUCCCUGUCCUAAAUUCCGUCUAAGCUUUUGUUUCUCGGUAUUCCCAUGGCAGCCGCUCAAUUUUCGGGCAUCUCCACAGUUGCACCUAAGCUCGCGUCCCCAAUGACUCAGUCUCGUUCUCUUCCCUCGCAUCCACCUUGACCGUGCACUCCCGGAGACCCAGCGACUGUCCCGCCAGCGCGUCGGCCGGCCGACUGGCCGACUGGCGCGCGCGGCUCCCGCCGGCCGCCUCUCCCCUCCCCGCGGCGUCCCGCGUCGCGCGCCACCCCAGCGCGACUCGUGCCGUGGGCCGUGGCGCGCGCCGUGGGGCGGGGCUUCGCGCACUAGGGUACAAGUAGGACCGGCGGCGCGGCGCGCGCCCAGUCGCCCUGCCGCCGCCGUCGCGCGAGCCAGCCGCCGUCGCGUCGCUCCGCGCGUCCUUUUCCGUUGCGUUUUGUUCCGUUUGUCAUGUCUGCGAUGGGGGUGGUGCCGAUCCGGCCGAGUCCGCAGAAGGUGACGACGACCACCUGCGUGCUGCUCACCACGUCACCAGCGCCGGUGACGACGGCUCUGAAGGCUCCGGUGCGCCGCCAGGAGCCGACAGUUCGGCCCAACCGGCGCCGACUCGGCUACUCGUCGUACAUCCCGCCGCCGCAGCCGUCCAACGUGCUCCGGCGCAACGCCCGAGAGAGGAACCGCGUCAAACAGGUCAACCACGGCUUCGCCGCCCUCCGCAACCACAUUCCCAGCGCGGCCAAGAACAAGAAGCUGAGCAAGGUGGACACCCUGCGCCGCGCCGUCGAGUACAUUCAGAGUCUGCAGGCUCUGCUGGAUGAGAGUGAUGCUGAGGGAGCGCCGUCAGCGACUCAGAGCCAGCCGUCUUCAUGUCAGCCGUCACCCCACCAACCGUCUCCCCAUCAGCCGUCCUCCCUGCAGCCGUCACCGUGUCUUCCCUCCGCGCACCUCCCCUCCCCGUGUCUGCCUUCUCCCUGUCAGCCGUCGCCGCAGACCCUGACUCCCUCCAGCGGCUGCAGCGCCGACAGCGGCUACGGCGAGCAGCGCGGCUUCUUCCUGCCGUCUCCUGCGACGGGCGCGGUGGCCGGCCCGCACCUCGCCUCGCCCUGUUCGGACGCCUCCUCUCCGGCGCCGUCCUACUCGUCGGAGCCGACGCUGCUGACAUCUCAGUACGACCAGUACGAGCCGUACACACCGGCCGGCUUCAAGGAGGAGUCGUACGCGGACGCCGAACCCAUCAGCGCAGAAGAUGAGGAGCUGCUCGACGCCAUCGCCUGGUGGCAGUGCAGCCAAUAGCCGCCCGACGCCCGUCCGGCUAUCACCGUCCACACGCACAGGUGGAGAUUCUAGUCAAAGCUGACUGGCCUAGUGCUGCAGAGGCUCACAGUCGCCGCCGCCGUCAUCCGCCGUUCGUCAUCCGUCAUCUGCUGUCCGUCAUCAGUCGUCAUCACUGCGCCCCCGCCGUCAUCGUCACCUUCAGAUGUGCUGCUGGUCAGUGGAGGAUACCGCCAGCGCCACACCGGCGGAAGCCGACCAGUCGCCAAUGGUCCACGAUCGCCCGUCUGCGUUCGGUAGACUCCCGGAGGAGAGGUGCCAUCAGCGCGUCCGGUCGCCGUCAGGCCGUCUGCCAGCGCGUCCGUCGCCGCCGGUUGUACACGAGCCGACUCCAACACCGACACCCGGCGUCCAGAUCCCGUAACCUAGCCGGCCCUCGCGUCGGCCGAUCGGAUCGCGCAUUAAUUGGACCAGCCUUUCGGGAUAAAGGGACACCAUCAACAUUCAUCAAUCGUGACGCGCGACCACCCAAAAAAACUCGACCGAGACGCGUUUCUCCGGCUCCUGGCAGGUGCCCGCAUGACCGCAGAAGCGCAUCGGGAUAAGGAGUCAGCCCGUUCUAAUGAUUUGACAUGACCUGGCGAGGCAAAGCGACCUGACAUGCCGUGACCUGACCCGACCUGAAUUGGCCAAUGUAUGGCUUCUAAUUGUGAUGCAGUGUCUUGAUGCCCAGUGCCUUGCUUGUUUGUGCCAGCUGCUCAAUAUUCAUAUCAGUCUGUGUUCGGCCGUGAUAUGAUUAAACUGGUAACAUCAUCUCUCUGUAGAUAUGCCUUGUUGGUCAGCUGUUGACAGUUUGCGGGAUCUCUAUAAGGAGCGUAUACCGCUGCAUUGUUUGAACUAUGUCAGGCACAUCGGUGUGUGAUUUAUCGACCCAUGUUUUUUAUCACUGUCAACAAAGCCAUCGCUAUUUUGUAUCUUUUUACAGCAAUUUGUACAUUUUUAGAUAAUCUUAGUGUAGCUGAAGCAUUGUACAUAAUAAGUGUAUGUACAAAUUUCAUCUGUGACGUUACCCUUAUAGCGACAAUAAAUAUGUGACUAAGAACAA
Molecule: messenger RNA, 3533 nt
Organism: Amphibalanus amphitrite
Lineage: Eukaryota; Metazoa; Arthropoda; Thecostraca; Balanomorpha; Balanidae
Product: achaete-scute homolog 1-like
Exons: 2
Coding region: 1607-2449 (280 amino acids)
Biological process (GO): regulation of transcription by RNA polymerase II; developmental process
Molecular function (GO): protein dimerization activity; RNA polymerase II transcription regulatory region sequence-specific DNA binding; DNA-binding transcription factor activity, RNA polymerase II-specific
Source: RefSeq, a predicted model, not a curated record